This is a messenger RNA of Heterobasidion irregulare TC 32-1, 189 nucleotides long. RefSeq lists its product as uncharacterized. The transcript has 3 exons. Lineage: Eukaryota; Fungi; Basidiomycota; Agaricomycetes; Russulales; Bondarzewiaceae. Bases 1 to 189 code for a protein of 62 amino acids. The record is from RefSeq and is a predicted model, not a curated record.
AUGCUGGAUGAAUUUCGAUGCAAGACUUCCCAAUGUGACCCUUCGCUUCCUCAGAUCAAUCUGAAAACUACCAUCCAUCAUAGCGGCCUUGAGUCUCUUACUUGCUAUUGCCGACCGGCUAAUCCCAAUGGAUGCACUUGCCAUGGUCGACACUUGCUGACGAAGUUCGGCAGUGCUAGGUUUGUUUGA